AUUGAAGAGGCUCUGGUUGGAUUCAAGCUGGUUUUUAUGGAUUCCCAUAAUCCUCCAUUAAUGCCCAUUUCCCUUUCUCUUUUCUUCAUUUUUCUAUAACUUCUCCACGUGCAUCUCUCCCACACACACUCUCUCUCUCUCUCUCUCUCUCUCCACAUCACUUUCACUUCUUUACUCCAUCAAUUCCCUCUAUAAAAACCUCUCCUUUAUUUCCUCCCAUUCAAAUUUUAAGAGAUCUCAGUUGGGUUGCCUUCGAUCAUGGAAAAAUAUCAAGUUGUUAAGGAUUUGGGUGCUGGGAAUUUCGGGAUUGCCCGGCUUAUGCGAAACAAGGAGACUAAAGAGCUUGUCGCUAUGAAAUAUAUUGACCGAGGCCAUAAAAUUGACGAGAAUGUUGCUAGAGAGAUUAUAAAUCACAGAUCACUUCGGCACCCCAAUAUUAUCCGGUUCAAAGAGGUGGUUUUGACUCCUACACAUUUGGCAAUUGUGAUGGAGUAUGCUGCUGGUGGAGAGCUCUUUGAACGAAUCUGUAAUGCUGGUAGAUUCAGUGAAGAUGAGGCUAGAUAUUUCUUUCAGCAGCUCAUUUCAGGUGUCCAUUUUUGCCAUUCAAUGCAAAUAUGCCAUAGAGAUCUGAAGCUGGAAAAUACCCUGCUUGAUGGAAGCGCUGCACCGCGUUUGAAAAUCUGUGAUUUUGGUUACUCUAAGUCAUCUCUGUUGCAUUCAAGGCCCAAAUCCACAGUUGGAACUCCGGCAUAUAUUGCACCGGAAGUUCUUUCUCGGCGAGAAUAUGAUGGCAAAUUGGCGGAUGUAUGGUCAUGUGGAGUCACUCUUUAUGUUAUGCUAGUGGGUGCAUACCCUUUUGAGGACCAGGAGGACCCCAAGAAUUUCAGGAAAACAAUUCAGCGGAUAAUGGCUGUUCAGUACAAAAUCCCAGACUAUGUGCACAUAUCUCAAGAUUGCAGACACUUGCUCUCUCGCAUAUUUGUUGCAAAUCCAGCAAGGGUAUGUAUGACCAUUGAAUUCAAUGAAUUCCCUUGUUUAACUUGGACAUAUAGUAGUAUAGGAACAACCAAUAUGUCAGCUGCAAUAUUUACUGGCUUUGAGAGACCUAAAAUAGUUGGCAACAUGGUAAUCUCUUCCUUUGGCCGAUAA
Messenger RNA from Pistacia vera, 1149 nucleotides. Its product is annotated as serine/threonine-protein kinase SRK2A-like. Bases 259 to 1149 code for a protein of 296 amino acids. The record is from RefSeq and is a predicted model, not a curated record. Gene Ontology annotation, biological process: protein phosphorylation; intracellular signal transduction. Gene Ontology annotation, molecular function: protein serine/threonine kinase activity; ATP binding. The transcript has 9 exons. Lineage: Eukaryota; Viridiplantae; Streptophyta; Magnoliopsida; Sapindales; Anacardiaceae.